AUGAACAACAUUGAAGAAAGUGAAGAUUGCCUGACACUGAUUGUCUGGGCACCGGUAGUCGAUGGUGGCACCGGUAGUAGUAAUAGUACUAAUACUAAUAAUACUAAUAAUCAACUAAAACCGGUACUGUUUUACAUACACGGCGGUGCCCUUAGCCUUAGUUCCGCUUACGACCCGAUGGCUAACAUGUCGAUGUUGGCCACCUAUGGUUUGGUAGUCGUAUCCGUUAAUUAUCGUUUAGGACAGUUAGGUUUUCUGUAUGGCGGUUCAAAUUCAUCGGCACCGGGUAAUGUUGGUUUCUAUGAUCAAUUGCUAGCACUUCAUUGGGUUAGAGAUAAUAUACAUUUAUUUGGUGGCAAUAAAAAUAUGAUAACAUUAAUGGGUAUAAGUGCUGGCAGUUGGUCAGUAACGGCACAUAUAUUAUCGCCGCUAUCGUCCACCACCACCAGUAGUCGGGCUCUGUUUAGUCGGGCUAUCAUACAAAGUGGUGCCGAACUGUUCAAUAAAGACAGGCCAGUAGUCAACCGAGUCGAUGGUCUAGAAAAAGCCAGACAACUGGCCCGUAAAGUUGGCUGCAAUCCCGAUGCUAAUGACAAACAUUGGUUAGACUGUAUGCGUCGGAUCAAUGAUUUGGAU
Messenger RNA from Oppia nitens, 636 nucleotides. RefSeq names its product cholinesterase-like. NCBI's taxonomy places the organism in Eukaryota, Metazoa, Arthropoda, Arachnida, Sarcoptiformes, Oppiidae. The transcript has 2 exons. The record is from RefSeq and is a predicted model, not a curated record. The annotation marks the transcript as partial. Gene Ontology annotation, molecular function: acetylcholinesterase activity. Gene Ontology annotation, cellular component: plasma membrane. Gene Ontology annotation, biological process: acetylcholine catabolic process; choline metabolic process.